Neoarius graeffei (lesser salmon catfish) is the source of this 6980-nucleotide messenger RNA. It is a transcript of the gene ptprga, whose product is annotated as protein tyrosine phosphatase receptor type Ga. Bases 426 to 4643 code for a protein of 1405 amino acids. Gene Ontology annotation, molecular function: protein binding; protein tyrosine phosphatase activity. The record is from RefSeq and is a predicted model, not a curated record. Gene Ontology annotation, biological process: protein dephosphorylation. NCBI's taxonomy places the organism in Eukaryota, Metazoa, Chordata, Actinopteri, Siluriformes, Ariidae. The transcript has 29 exons.
UCCCGAGCCUGUUUGAAAGUCUCCGCCACACUUCCGCUACUUCCUGGACGGCGGAAUGGAGAGCUCGCGGUACCGUCUCGUGCGCUUGUGUUCCGGCGUAAAGGCGUCGCGCGCUUGACUCUCUGCGCGCGAGCUGCGAAAUCUCGUCCAUUCCACUCCACCAGCGCGCGCGCGCCGUCAUGUUUUUACCUCAGGAGUAGCCUAGCUAUCUGAGGGAGCUGGAAAAGAAGGAAAAAAGAAAGAAAAAGACGAAUAAAAACUGUUUCCUGGACGAACUUAACGCCGAAAUUCCUGCAAAGGAUUCACGAAGGUUGUAAAAAACCAGUUAGUUUUUGUUUGUUUGUUGUUUUCGAACCGGACGGUUUGAAGGAUAACUCCUCAAGUCAACAGUUGCUCCGUGGCCGGGUGUCGAUGUUCGCUGUGCCAUGCCGAGGCUUCAGCAACCGGGUCGCUGCUGCUGCUGCUGCUGGAGGAGGUGGAGGAUUGUGGCUUUAACACUGGCAGCCUGCGCGCUCCUCCGGGCCCAGGCGCUUCCCGCACUGUCCGGAGCUGAUCAGGUGGAAAGGCAAGGCUGGACGACCAGGGACAGACACCGCAGAGCUGCUGAGGAACCUUACUGGGCAUACUCAGGGGCAUAUGGACCAGAGACGGGAUGGGCGUCGGCCUAUCCGGAGUGCCAAGAGAGGGACCAAUCGCCAAUCAAUAUAGCAGACCAGGAUACCAAGGUCUCGCCGGAGUACCAAGAGCUCCUCCUGGAUGGCUUUGAAGCAGAAUCGUCGAACAAGACUUCAAUGAAGAACACAGGCAAAACUGUGGCCAUCCUGCUGAAGGACGACUACUUUGUGCAAGGUGCAGGUUUGCCGGGUCGCUUUAAAGCAGAGAAGGUGGAAUUCCACUGGGGUCAGAGCAACGGUUCAGACGGCUCAGAGCACAGCAUCAACGGCAGGAGGUUCCCUGUCGAGAUGCAGAUCUACAUGUACAACUCUGAUGAUUUUGACAGCCUUAAUGCAGCCAUCAGGGAGAAGCGGGCCAUGGCCGCUAUGGCCAUCUUCUUUCAGGUUGGACAGAAAGACAAUCCUGCAGUAGACCCAAUAAUCCAUGGUCUAAGAGGAGUUGUGCAUCAUGAGAAAGAGACGUUUCUGGAGCCUUUUAUUCUAAGGGACCUGCUGCCGUCCUCUAUUGGGAGUUAUUACCGCUACUUUGGCUCUCUUACUACUCCACCAUGUACUAAAAUAGUGGACUGGAUCAUCUUCAGCCGGCCUGUCUUCCUUUCCUACAGACAGCUGGAGGCGUUUUAUUCCAUCUUCACCACCGAGCAGCAGGACCAUGUGAAGUCAGUGGAGUACCUGCGCAAUAACGUCCGCCCACUGCAGAGUCUGGACAACCGGAAAGUGUUCAAAUCCGCCGUCAAAGAUGCCUGGCUGCCGUAUCUGACUGACCCUUACGGCACCGAGUCCUCCAAAGCCUGCAGUAGUGCUCCCAUCAACAUGCAAGUUCAGCCUCUGAAUAAAACAGCCUUGGUGGUGCGAUGGUCCCGCCCCGAGAUCACCUAUGACCCGCCCAUUGUCAGCUACCUCAUCUCUUACAGCUGGACCCGAAAUGACGAGGCAUACGAGGAGACGUACGUCAAAGGCAGCGACCAAAAACUGGAGGCCGUUAUCAAGCCAGUUUCACCAGACGUGCUGUAUCUCUUCCGAGUCCAGGCAGUGUGCUUGAAUGAUAAACGCAGCGACUUCAGCCAGAGCAUGCUGUUCAGAGCAAAUACCACCAGAAUAUUUGAAGGAACAAGGAUAGUGAAAACAGGAAUGCCCACGGUAUCUCCAGCAUCCUCAGCCGACAUGGCUCCCAUUAGCUCUGGCUCAUCCACCUGGACCUCCUCAGGCCUGCCCUUUUCCUUUGUCUCCAUGGCGACUGGCAUCGGCCCCUCCUCCAGCGGUAGCCAAGCAACAGUGGCAUCUGUGGUAACCAGCACUCUCCUGGCAGGGCUGGGCUUCAGCGGUGGUGUCAUCUCGUCCUUCCCCAGCUCAGCUUGGCCCACUCUCCGCCCCCCAACCCAAGCCCCACCCACCACUGCUGAACAGGCUCCUCCCACCACAACACCCGAAAACGUCCAGAACCAAGGCUUGGAUGACCACGCCGGAGGAGAGAAGAGCGUCAAGGUCGAAGGUGAGGAGGGUGAGAGGGAGGGUGAGGAAGAGGAAGACAAGGAUGAAGAAGAAGAUAAAGGAGAGGAGGGCAAAACUGUGAAGAACGCCCCAGAUGAUGUUCAGACGCAGAUGAACAGUUCAGCAGACCAAGAGCCUCCCACAACAGUGCCUGACUCCACCGCCAAGGAGAAAGGAGGGAGAAAGAAGGAGGACAGAACGAUACCAUCCAGUGUACCACAGGACACGCAGACGGAAAGGACAGACGACGUCAAGAAAGCCACUGUGAUCCCCAGCACACAUCCUGCCAUUGUGGGGAAUGACAGUAUGGAGCUCCAGCCCCCAGAACCUCCUCCUAAGGGUGGAAAAGAUAGGAGUCAGUGGCCCUUUUCCUUUCAUACAGAGCGGAAUAUAGUCUCCAGUAUGCGACCAGUUCCUGGUUCAGGCAGGAUGGAGUGGAUCAUUCCUCUAGUAGUGGUGUCUGCUCUUACCUUCCUCUGCCUCAUCCUCCUCCUCGCUGUCCUCGUCUACUGGAGGAGGUGUUUCCAGACUGCUCAUUUCUAUGUGGAGGACAGCAGCUCUCCGCGCGUGGUGCCCAAUGAGAGUAUUCCAGUCAUCCCCAUCCCAGACGACAUGGAGGCCAUCACUGUCAAACAGUUUGUCAAGCACAUAUCAGAUCUGUACGCCAACAACCAGCAUGGAUUCUCUGAAGACUUUGAGGAAGUGCAGCGUUGCACGGCUGAUAUGAAGAUAACAUCAGAGCAUUCAAAUCAUCCAGACAACAAGCACAAGAACAGAUACAUCAACAUCGUAGCAUAUGAUCACAGUCGAGUGAAGCUGAGGCCAUUAGCCGGCAAGGACUCCAAACACAGUGACUACAUCAAUGCUAACUAUGUGGACGGUUACAACAAGCCUAAGGCAUACAUUGCUGCUCAGGGUCCCCUCAAGUCCACCUUCGAGGACUUCUGGAGGAUGGUGUGGGAGCAGAACACGGGUAUCAUCGUCAUGAUCACCAACCUGGUGGAGAAAGGACGGAGAAAGUGCGACCAGUACUGGCCGACAGAGAACAGUGAGGAAUACGGCAACAUCGUUGUGACGCUAAAGAGCAGCAAGGUGCACGCCUGCUACACACUCCGCCGCUUCACUAUCCGCAACACCAAAGUAAAGAAGGGUCAGAAGGGCAGUGUAAAGAGUCGUCAGAGUGAGAGAACAGUAAUCCAGUAUCACUACACGCAGUGGCCUGAUAUGGGCGUUCCUGAGUACACACUGCCUGUGCUCACCUUCGUCAGGAAAUCUUCUGCAGCACAGAUGCCCGACAUGGGUCCCAUGCUCGUUCACUGCAGUGCUGGUGUUGGCAGAACAGGAACCUAUAUUGUGAUUGACAGUAUGCUGCAGCAGAUUAAGGAUAAAGGCUCCGUCAAUGUGCUGGGUUUCCUUAAACACAUACGCACACAGAGGAACUACCUGGUUCAAACUGAGGAGCAGUAUGUCUUCAUUCAUGAUGCCUUGUUGGAGGCCAUACUGGGGAAGGAGACAGAGGUUUUGUCCAGCCAGCUGCACAGUUAUGUCAACAGCAUUCUGAUCCCUGGCCGGAGCGGCAAAACCCGGCUCGAGAAACAGUUCAAGCUGGUGACUCAUUGUAACGCCAGGUUUGCAGAGUGUUUCAGUGCACAGAAAGACUGCAACAAGGAAAAGAAUCGCAACUCUUCUGUCGUUCCAUCCGAGAGAGCGCGUGUCGGCCUGGCUCCACUUCCCGGAAUGAAAGGCACAGAUUACAUCAAUGCCUCUUAUAUCAUGGGUUACAACCGCAGCAACGAGUUCAUCAUUACCCAGCAUCCCCUGCCUCAUACCACUAAAGACUUCUGGAGGAUGAUCUGGGACCAUAAUGCGCAAAUCAUCGUCAUGCUUCCUGACAACCAGGGGCUGGCUGAGGAUGAGUUUGUUUACUGGCCGAGUCGAGAGGAAGCCAUGAACUGUGAAGCCUUCACCGUCACGCUCAUUAGCAAAGACAGACUCUGCUUGUGCAAUGAGGAGCAGAUCAUCAUUCACGACUUUAUCCUGGAGGCUACACAGGACGACUACGUGCUGGAGGUGCGUCAUUUUCAGUGCCCAAAAUGGCCCAAUCCAGACGCGCCCAUCAGCAGCACGUUUGAGCUCCUCUACAUCGUUAAGGAAGAGGCCAUGACCCGAGACGGACCCACCAUAGUGCACGACGAGUAUGGAGCAGUAUCAGCGGGGAUGUUCUGCGCUCUAACCACUCUGAGUCAGCAGCUGGAGAACGAGAAUGCCAUCGGCGUCUAUCAGGUUGCUAAGAUGAUCAACCUCAUGAGACCUGGUGUCUUCACCGAUAUCGAGCAGUACCAGUACCUUUACAAGGCUAUGCUUAGUCUGGUGAGCACUAAAGAGAACGGAGCUGGUCCUGUGUCCAUAGAGCGAAACGGCAGCAUGGCCCUGUCUGAUGAAUCGGACCCUGCAGAGAGCAUGGAGUCUCUCGUCUGAAGCUCACACGUACACAUACACACACAUACACACACGCCAGGAGGCGCUUAACUUACUUUGUAAAACUUCAAGGACUAAGACAGACUUUUUUUCUGAGGCCUUUUUUGCCAGAACUCUUGGUUAAACGAAUAACCUGAUUACUUUUUUACACUGAUAAAAAGUUUUUUGAUAUUUAUUUUUUUUUUCGCCAUUUUAUGUCUUAAUGUUAUCCUACUGAACAUUUGCACCUCUGUUUUUGAGUUCACGACAACAAACAAAACACACUUCUGUCUCGUUUGCACUAUGAAAAUAUCAGUGUUACUGCCUACUUCAGUCCUACGCUCUCUAUUUGCGUUGUUUAUUUUUAUGGUUAUUUUCACCACAAUCAGGUUUUGACAUUCCAUCGUGAAGCUACACUCGACAGCUUGGAAAUAAUUGUGAAAAGAUGUAAAGAUUGAAGACUCCCACUCUCGUAUAAAAUCAAAAUCUUGAAAAACGGAAGUUUGUUAAUAUUCGGAGUCAUCGGCAAGCAAUAUUGGAUUUCUGCGCUUAAUUUCAACACUAUAAAGGAUUUUUUUUUUUCUUUUUUGCAUUACGCAUCUAUUAAGCCUGUUAGACUCAUUAACUUUCUGCAAGUGGUAUUAAAACAGCUACUGUGAACUUUAUUCCUUUUUUUUAUUUUUGAAUGAUUCAUAUUAUGCUUUUAAUAUAUAUAUGAAUAUAUCGUAUCUCAUUAUAACUUGUGGUUUUGUAAAAAUGUUAACCGUCAUAAGCAGCUGGUUCCUUGCAGGCUUGGUUCAAUGGUUUUGCCUCAUGCUUCUCAAUAGCGGUCCAUGUCCUCUCUAGCACCCCCUGCUGUUUUUUUAUUUGAUUUCUUUACUCUGCAGGCUGCUGCUAAAUGAUCCGAUUUCGCUCGAAUGAGGAAAUCCUAGUCAUUCGCUUUAUUGUUGCUUAUAUUUAGUUCAGCAUUUACUCUCCACUCACUUUUCUGCAUACGUGAUUUGCCUCAGUCAAGUCCCGAUGCCUUUUGUAAAGUCUGAUCUCAUUUCUACAGGUGUGUUAUGUAAGAGUGUGUCGUGUGUGGUGCUGAGUCAGUUUACUCGACAUGUAUAUCUAAAAUAUUCAAGGAGGAAACGCAGACCGUACACAGUCCAUGUUGCUCAUGUCCUGCCUCUGUGUCUCAGUGAUCUCAUCACUUAUUUCAUGAAUAUCAUGAAAAUCAAGAGCAGGAGUGUGUGUGUGUGUGUGUGUGUGGACGGUGUGUCUCUUGUCUCGCAGUAUCAUAAUGAUGGCCUUGUUAACACACCAGUUACUCAACAGCUGCAUGAGGAAUAUUUGAUUUGUCAAGUUUUACCAAAGACUUCAACUCAACAACUCAUUUCCAUCGUAGCUAUCUAUUUGUGUCUGUCAGAUAUUGCAGAGUGGUGGGUGGGUGUGAAUUUCAUGAGGCUGAGGUCCCAGAUUUGGUUCAUUUAGCACUUUUUCCAAUUUUAUGAAAAAGAUCACCAGAUGCAUAGUAAAAUGCAGGGUUUUUUUGUGUAGAUGUUGAAAUAUUUGUGCUUUUGCGAUGGCAAGCUCAAGACUUUGAUACCACGUCCUUAAAAGGCACUGGCAUUGUUAAUUUUGUGUCCUUUCCAAAAAAAAAAAAAAACCUGAACUACAUUCUUGAUGACAACUUGACUUGUGUUGUAAUUUUUUCCGCCCUUUUUUCUGAUGUCCAUCUUCUUGUUCAGCCUGAGUGUCAAGCCUUCGCUUAUAUGCUGCAAUUUAAACAGGAAUUUGUAUCUUUAUCCUCUUUUUUUUUUCUUUGAAUGUACAUAUUUUUCCUUGUCUGUCCAUCAGUUUUCUUUACAUAAUUUUCUGGUGUAUGUUUAUAGAAUUUUAUUUUCAUAUAAAUCUGUCUCAAAAUCUCAGCUCUCUGGAUGUUUUGUGCAAAAACAAAGUGUAAAAAAAAGUGAGAGAGAGAAAGAAAGUAUAACCCAGUGGUUCAUUCACCAAGUGACUGACAUCUCAUGCCUCAUAUACCACAAGGCAGUGAUUGUGAUAUUCUCUUGCUUUGUUGAUUUGUUUUUCCUUUUCAUUUCUUUAAAUGAGACUAUAGUUUGUUUGUUUUUUUUAUUCUGAGGGUGUCAUAGGCAAGCUCCACUGAUUAAGUUUCCCUCAUUCACUUCUGUAAUGCAGGUGGGUGUUGAUCGACAUCAUAUACCCUGUUUUUGGCAUCUGGAAUACCACAAAACAAAGGAAAAAAAUGUGUUUUUCUUGUUUUGUUGAAAGCUAUAUCAAAGCAUUCUAUUAUAGUGUUAUUUAAUAUGUAAAUUGUAUUGCUAUACAUAAAAUAAAAAUAUGGGUUUUGAUGUA